AUGUCGUUUUUAGACAGCAUCACCCCUACUGUGCGACGGGAGGUAAAACUCCAUUGUUCAGAUGAUGACCCAGAGGCCAUGCUGGAGGCAAUGUUGAAAAUCUAUGGGGAACACAAAUCCCUCCAAGAGCAGAUGGCAGUUUUCUAUACAACAAAGCAGGGAAGCAAGGAGUCUGUGAUGGAAUUUUCACACAGGCUCCAUGCUGCAUUUGAAGCCAUAACAGAUGCACAGUCAAGUGGCGGUGUGACUGUCAUGACCCAGCAGGUCCUGAGGGAUCAGUUCAUUGCUGAGCUGCGCAAUGAGCUGACCAAGCGCAUGUUAAAAGAGCGAGUACUCCAAGAACCUUCGCUGACAUUUUUGGCUGCUAGGGACUAUGCCCUUAGGUGGGCGAAUAUAAAUAAUGAACUUCACCUGCAGUCCCGAGGUAGAGACAUUAAUUGUGCCGUGGUUAGUCAGACAGAGCCCAGUGUAUCAGGCCCAUCAACUAGAGCGCUGGAAGACAAGAUUGACUCGUUGUCUAAAGAACUGUCGCU
Candidula unifasciata is the source of this 533-nucleotide messenger RNA. Lineage: Eukaryota; Metazoa; Mollusca; Gastropoda; Stylommatophora; Geomitridae. The record is from the annotation of a GenBank genome assembly.